UUCAUUUUCCGUCGAUUCCCAUGGUCACCACAGCAGUAAAGCCUCCCCCGCUGCGUUCCCUCUUCGCCAUGACCAGCCGCCGCCGCCGCCGCAGCUCUUCACCGGUGGCGACAUCCAUUCUCUUCAGCCCCCUGCGCUCCGUCUCCUCCCCUACCCGGAGUUCCUUGUCUGCUCUGUGCUGCUUGUUCCUGGCCCUUGCGCUGUCCGUCUCGGCGGCGGCGGCGGGGGAUUCCGCGGAGGACAACGAUGAGGACGGUCGCUGCCUCUGCUUUCGGGAUGUGUGCGCGGAUGGGAGUUCUUUCUGCUUCGCGUCCUCGGCCGUUCAGACGCUGCUUGCCAGCGAUGGUGGCAUCAUGGAGCCCGAUUUGGGGUUUCCUAGGGACCGGGGACCGUCCCGGCCAAUGUGCUUCCCGAUGUCCGGCGGUAGCAUGGUAACCUGCUCCUCUGUAGAUUCGACGAUCACUGGGGCGCUUGAUGCCUUGGGGCAAGAGGGCAAGGAUGUUGCGCGAUACGAUGCGGCGUCGUGCCAGGCGCCGCUUGUGCCGGACAAUUGGAUGCAGGCGUCGCAUGGGGUGCCACUGGAAUUGGAUGGCACGACCACAGAUGUCAACUCAAAUGGCCUUUACAGUUCCUCGUCCAUGGAUGUAGAGAUAAAUCCACCGGUGUUAGAUUGGGGCAGGAGCAACCUGUAUGCAGCCUCCAUGGCCUCCUUGACCGUGGUGAAUCGGAACAAUGACAGCGUCUUGCGUGUCUAUGAGCCAUUCAGCACUGAUCCCCAGUUCUAUGUGUAUGGUUAUGAGGAUCUGGUACUGCAGCCCGGGGAAAAUGCAUCAGUCACCUUCGUCUUCCUGCCCAAGUUGUUGGGCUCUUCGUCAGCACAUUUGGUUUUGCAGACUAAUUUUGGUGGAUUUAUCAUACAAGCUAAGGGCAUGGCUGUCAGGUCACCCUAUCAGAUACUGCCAUUAACCAGGAUGGAUGUUGUAUUAGGUGGACACCUGGAGAAGAAUUUGUCGAUAUACAACCCUUUUGGUGAUUCUCUUUAUGUCGAAGAAGUGGCUGUAUGGAUGUCUUCAUUUGAAAGCACAAAACAGUCUUCUCAUGUAGUUUGUCAGUUAGGCCCUGUAGAUGAGGCAGUGGAGGUAACUUCCUUGAGCAGCAACUGGCAUACUGCAAGCAGUACUGAAUUUGGACGGCCAGUGUUCCAUAUUAGGCCUAGUGAGCAAUGGGAGGUGCUUCCUUCGAGAACCAGCACUGUCGUGGAGUUGAAAUUGCAACCUAUUUCAGAAGGCAAAGUAUUUGGUGCUAUCUACAUGAAACUGCGCAAUUGCACAACUGAUACAAUGGAUAUUGUUGUUAUACCUAUUGAGCUAGAGGUGCACACACGGACCUACUAUGAUUCCACCAGCUUAGUUUCUGUCACGUUUGAGCACAUAUCAUCUUGUGCUGGAAAUGGGUCAAUAUAUUCCCUUUCUUUGCGGAAUGAUGCAGCAGAGUUACUAAGGAUUGUAAGUGUAACUGCGGAUAACAAGGAUGACCUGACGAUCUUUCAGGUGAAGUACCUGAAUGGAUUGAUACUCUUCCCUGAUACCGUAACUGAUAUAGCUUUGAUAAGAUAUGAUGCUUCAGUUCCAAAGGAUAUUUCAUUUGACAACUGCAAUAUAGUGAUCAAGACAAACAGCUCUCUUGGUAGUUCAGUUGUGAUACCCUGCCAAGAUAUAAAGCGUGCAUCUAUUUCUUCUACACCUAACGCUGCUGUUGCUGAAUCUGAUGAGCAAGCUGGUGUAUCAUUUUCUGAAGAAAUCUCUGCUAGCUCAAGGACAGGAUCUUUGGGCAGCAUAACAGAAACAGAACGCUGGCAUAACAUGAAGCCGGCAAUCAGGAGAGCAGACAGAGCUGAUGAUAUGGUGCUUAGGAAUUGGAGAUCGCAUGGCACAAUGACUGGGAUUUCUGUUCUCACAAAUCAUGCGCUGUUGUUUCCUGUUGUGCAAAUUGGAUCACAGUUUACUGAAUGGAUAACUGUCCAUAACCCAAGCCAGCAGCAUGUGUCCAUGCAGCUGGUGUUGAACUCCGAGGAAAUAAUUGAUCAGUGCAAAACAGUAAAAGAUGCACGCGAACACACUUUCUCAAGCAGAUCUCCGGAAAUUGACUCGACAGAGACUAGAUAUGGUUUCUCAUUAGGCAGUUCAGCAAUUACUGAGGCCUCUCUUGGUCCUUUGGCAAGCGCUUUACUUGGCCCCAUUGUUUUUCGUCCUUCGAAUCGGUGCAUGUGGUCAAGCAUGGCUUUGAUUAGAAACAAUCUGUCAGGCUUGGAGUGGCUGCCUCUUCGAGCACACGGUGGCUGGCAAUCUAUUGCUCUGCUAGAAGGACCUGAACCUGUUUGGAAGCUGGAGUUUAACCUUGGGUCCAAUCUUCAAGAUAACUCAACACUGUCCAAAUCCGAGAUCACCAGCCCUUUGUGCAGUCAACAGUUUUCUAAGGAAAUAGAUGUCAAAAAUAGUGGUGACCUUCCUCUUCGAGUCACAAAGGUAAAAGUUUCUGGAGUUGACUGUGGUCUUGAUGGAUUUACCGUGAACAACUGCCAGGGAUUUAGCUUAGCACCAAGUGAAUCAAUGAAGAUGCUCAUUUCUUUUAAAGGUGACUUCUCUUCAGUUAAGGUUCAGCGAGAUCUUGAGCUGGCUAUGACUACUGGCAUCUUUGUAAUCCCUAUGACUGCAAAUGUUCCUCUCUGCAUGCUUAAGCAGUGCAGAAAGUCUUACUUCAGAUCCAUCCGUUGGAAAGCAUUGAUACUCUUUUUCGGAACUGUGUCCGUGUUUGUUCUGGUCUUUGUUCGCAGUUCCCCGUUUUCUUUGUCAGUGAGCUCUCAAGAUUACUAUGUCAAGAUUGAUGACGGGAAAGAUAACAUUACUAAGACUGUCAAGCCCUCAUUUCUUCAGGGUAGCAACAAAACUUCCAGGUCGAUAAGGGAACACAAAAAAACUGAAGAAGCUCUUCCUGAGAAAUGCCUUCCUAGUACUCAUGAUGGGCCCCAAAAGAAAGAUGACAAGAGGAAGCCAGAUAAACAACAAAAUACAGCUACAACUAUAUCUGUGUCCCCUGCUAAUCGUGUGGAAGAUAAGGUAACAAGCGAAGCUACACAAACUAGUGGAAACCUUACUAUCAGAGUUGCUCGAGACAAAGGGAGGCGAAGAAAGCGAAAAGUUGGUGGUACAGGACUGGCAGCAAAAUUUGAGGUUUCUAGCAGCCACAGCGGAAAUUCAACACCAUCCUCACCGUUAUCACCAAGUUUAACCCCAAAACAAGGCUGGCCCUUUUCUGGAGCACCAUCAGAACUGAAGCACAAAACUAAACUCGAGAAUAGACUCGAUGUUGAGACAAGGGCACCAUCAACUGGGAACAACAAAGAGAAGAAUGACUGGUCGCGAACUGCCAAGCAGCAGCCACCUGCACCUUCAGCAGCGACAUCUCUAAACCCGUUGGCUUCAUCCACUGCACUGACCACAGCAUGGAGCUCACCAUUACUGGCUGCAUCUUCCCAAAUUGCUCCGCAUGCUCGUGCUCCUGGCUCCAACCUGGUGAAAGAUAAGGCUGUGAAGAGAGAUGAGGGUGUCACUGCACUGAAGAAAGAGUUCACUUAUGACAUAUGGGGCGAUCAUUUCUCUGGGCAUCUGCUGGGGAAAGCAAGGGAGGUCGAGCCAUAUAAGUUGUUUGGUGCUUCUGAAGGGGCCUCCAACAGUUUCUUUGCAAGGGAGCCCCAGGCCCUCAUGAUGAAGCAACCAUCUGCACCACCCGUGUCUCGUGGUCGCAGGUCGCAGCCAUCUGAUGUAGCUCCUGGUUAUGGAAUAAAUUAAGAAGUUGAAAGUUGAA
Lolium rigidum is the source of this 3864-nucleotide messenger RNA. RefSeq names its product transmembrane protein 131. The record is from RefSeq and is a predicted model, not a curated record. Gene Ontology annotation, cellular component: membrane. The transcript is spliced from 4 exons. Bases 21 to 3848 code for a protein of 1275 amino acids. NCBI's taxonomy places the organism in Eukaryota, Viridiplantae, Streptophyta, Magnoliopsida, Poales, Poaceae.